Messenger RNA from Oncorhynchus masou masou (cherry salmon), 1657 nucleotides. RefSeq lists its product as uncharacterized. The record is from RefSeq and is a predicted model, not a curated record. The transcript is spliced from 6 exons. NCBI's taxonomy places the organism in Eukaryota, Metazoa, Chordata, Actinopteri, Salmoniformes, Salmonidae. The coding region runs from base 178 to 1227 and encodes 349 amino acids. Gene Ontology annotation, biological process: response to bacterium.
AUGUACAUCUGUCCCUUAGAUAACCAACCAGGUUGUUGGUGGGAAAAUCGAACAGGAAGUGUAGCAUGAUGUAGUUUUCUCCAGCCUAUCAGAUAGGUCUUUGAGUAUAGACUUGCCAUUUUUGCAUUUCAUGGGCAGAGGACAACUGCACCAGACGUGUAAGAGCUACUCACCAAGAUGAUCGAAACUGGAGGGAUUGUGGUACUUCUCAGUUUAAUGUAUGUGACAAAAUGCAAUGAUGUUCAGUAUCAAAUUCGGGAGGUUCAUCCUGGGGACCCAGUGACACUAUACUGUGUUUUUUCAAAGGAAGAUAUCAAUAUGUUCUGGUACAAACAAAUGGUGGGGCAAAAGCCUCAAACUAUUGUAACAAUGACAAAAUAUGAUAUGCCUGUAUGGCACAAGGACUUUAACCAUUCACGUGUCAAUGUGGAGAAGGCUGAUGCUGAUGGGAUGUAUCGACUUGCUAUUACAAACACGGGCCCAACAGAUGAAGCCGUUUACUAUUGUGCAGUGAGAACAGCCUAUGAAGUCAACUUUAUCAAUGGGACUCUUUUACUAUUGAAAGGUAAGAAUCACCAAAGGUCACACUACCAUACUAUAGUGCAGAGGCCAGUGUCUGACCCAGUCCAUCCAGGACACUCUGUGACUCUGCAGUGUACAGUACUCUCUGAGACCUGUACAGGAGAACACAGUGUGUACUGGUUCAGAGCCAGAUCAGGAGAAUCCCAUCCAGGAGUCAUUUACACCCCUGGGAACAAGAGUGAUGAGUGUAAGAAGAGCCCUGAGACUCCCUCUCCUACACAGAGCUGUGUCUAUAGCCUCUCCAAGAACAACCUCAGUCUCUCUGAUGCUGGGACUUACUACUGUGCUGUGGCCAUAUGUGGGGAGAUCAUGUUUGGCAAUGGAACAAUCCUGAAUAUUAAAAAAGCAACAGAUCCUGUAAUCAUUGCUCUGGGAGUGACCGCGGCCGUCUGUGUGAUUGGGAUCAUUAUCCUCCUCUGCACCAGACAUACUAGACCAGUUUGUGAACAUUGUAAAGUGGGUGCUUCUCAGCAUAUCGGACAUGACAACUCAACUAGAGAAUCAAGCAGCAAGGAUCAAGAUGCAGAUAGCCUGAAUUAUGCUGCAUUGCAUUUCUCUGAGAGGAAAACUAAAAGAGGAAGAAAGAAGAGAGAGACACCACAGGAGAGUGUGUACUCUGAUGUCAGGUGUUCAGACUGGGACUGAACGACAGUGCAGAGGAAUACAUUUGUCAAAAAUCUAUUUUUUAAUUGCUAUUAUAUACUUUGUCAAGACAAAAAGCAACACUCUUUUUGUAUCAUAGAGCUUCAGGGUUUUUCUCAUCUCUGCAACCAAGAACCAAAUCUCAUUGCUAGACUAAUGUGAGUAGCAGAAUCAAGACAGUCUCUUUCCUGUAUUUUAUUGUUUGUGUUUCCACUUAAUUCACGAAUUGAUCUCAAUUGUUGUUGUAAUGUUAAAUUAACCUUGUGAUAUUUACCACAGCAUUUCUUGAGUUCAAAUUUGAAUUUAUGAAUCUGUUGAUGUACAGUAUAUUUUGCUUUAUUACAUUACAAAAUGUACCAUUGCACAUUAAAACACAUUUCACCAGAAAAUAUUGUUUCCAUGUGAACCCAGUGCAGUCUCUCAAAGUUAUAUU